Molecule: messenger RNA, 315 nt
Organism: Lentinula edodes (shiitake mushroom)
Lineage: Eukaryota; Fungi; Basidiomycota; Agaricomycetes; Agaricales; Omphalotaceae
Exons: 2
Coding region: 1-315 (104 amino acids)
Biological process (GO): protein import into mitochondrial matrix
Cellular component (GO): PAM complex, Tim23 associated import motor
Molecular function (GO): ATPase activator activity
Source: RefSeq, a predicted model, not a curated record
AUGGACUCGGACACUGCACUGAUUGUAGGGGGUGGAGCUGUUGCAGCUUUACUAGCUGCUCGAAUUCUUCUUCGUAGAGGUGGUAAAGGCGCCGCAGAGCAAUGGGCCAAAGGUGGAUUCAAAGCCAAGAUGGAUAGGACGGAAGCGCUUUCAGUGUUGGGUUUGAAAGAGGGGCCAAAAUUACGCUCUCAGCUCAAAGAUGCACACCGACAAAUAAUGCUUGCCAAUCAUCCCGACAGAGGUGGCUCGCCGUAUAUUGCAAGCAAGAUAAAUGAGGCUAAGGAUUUUCUGGACAAGCAGGAUAAGAAGCGCUAG